Helicoverpa zea (corn earworm) is the source of this 1422-nucleotide messenger RNA. Its product is annotated as histidine-rich glycoprotein-like. The transcript has 10 exons. Gene Ontology annotation, cellular component: extracellular matrix. NCBI's taxonomy places the organism in Eukaryota, Metazoa, Arthropoda, Insecta, Lepidoptera, Noctuidae. Bases 1 to 1362 code for a protein of 453 amino acids. The record is from RefSeq and is a predicted model, not a curated record.
AUGUUUUUCAAGGUACUUUGCGUGCUGUCUAUCGUUGUCGCGGUGGUCUCCGGCCACGGCUACUCCUCCCAGUACGUGCACAAACACGACGGUCACCAAGAGCCAGUGCACCACGGACAUGAUCACCACGACUACUACACUCACCCCAAGUACGAGUUCGAGUACAAGGUGGAGGACUCUCACACGGGCGACCACAAGUCGCAGCACGAGCACCGCGACGGUGACGUCGUCAAGGGACACUACUCGCUGCAUCAGCCCGACGGCUCCGUCAGGCACGUCGACUACCACGGCGAUCAUCACACCGGCUUCCAUGCCGACGUAAAGUUCAGCACUCACCACGAGAUUCCUCACCACCAUCAUCAUGUUAUCCUAGUCGCUACUGUCCUCGCUGUGGUGAGCGCGCGGCCGCAGCACGGUCACGACUACCACCACGGUCACGGUCACGCUGUGUCAUCGCAGAGCAUCGUACUGCACCAAACUCACGAGAGCAAGCACGAGCCCGUACACCACGUGGAACAUCAUGAGGAGCAGCACGAGCAGCACCAGGAGGAGCAUCACCACGGACACCACGAGGAACACCACGGCCACGCCUCCUCCUCACAGAGCAUCAAGCAGCACCACGGCAAAGCCACAGAGAAACACGUCGAGUACUAUUCUCACCCUAAGUACGAGUUCGCGUACAAAGUGGUGGACCCUCACACCGGCGACAAGAAAUCUCAGCACGAGUCUCGUGACGGUCACGUCGUGAAGGGCGUGUACAGUCUGCAUCAACCCGACGGCACCGUCAGGAUCGUUGAGUACCAUGCUGACAAGAAAACCGGGGAAGUUAACUCACCCUGUGUGAUGGUCGCCGUGGUAGUGGACGUCCCUGACGGAGCCGUCGGGCUGAUGCAGCGAGUAGUGUCCCUUGACGACGUCACCGUCGCGGUGCUCGUGCUGCGACUUGUGGUCGCCCGUAUGAGAGUCCUCCACUUUGUACUCGAACUCGUACUUGGGAAAAUGAUCCUACAGGUACUUUGCGCGCUGUCAGUUGCCGUCGUGGUGGUAUCCGCGCACGGAUACUCAUCUCAAUACGUCCACAAGUACGACGGUCACCACGAGCCAGUGCACCACGGACAUGAUCACCACGACUACUACACUCACCCCAAGUACGAGUUCGAGUACAAGGUGGAGGACUCUCACACGGGCGACCACAAGUCGCAGCACGAGCACCGCGACGGUGACGUCGUCAAGGGACACUACUCGCUGCAUCAGCCCGACGGCUCCGUCAGGGACGUCCACUACCACGGCGACCAUCACACCGGCUUCCACGCCGAUGUGAAAUACAGCACACACCACAUGGUGCCUCACCAUCAUUACUAAAGGACCUUUUUGAGUCUCUAGACAGAACUGAAUUAUGAAAAAUAAAAGAAAGUUAAACUU